[Torrubiella] hemipterigena is the source of this 1541-nucleotide messenger RNA. Lineage: Eukaryota; Fungi; Ascomycota; Sordariomycetes; Hypocreales; Clavicipitaceae. The record is from the annotation of a GenBank genome assembly.
AAACCAUCACAGCUUUAUCUCAUCCUCUUGCGUCGCCGAUUCACUGCCAUUGGCAUAUAUGUAACCCAGAAUUGUACAGAAUCGCAUACUCUGUGGCAGAUAACAGACACUCUAUGGCGUCCAACUUCAAAGCCAUCAUCAUUGGGGGCGGCCCGACUGGGCUCUUGACAGCACUUAUGAUCCAGUCUGCCGGCAUUGACUUUAUCCUUUUGGAGCAGGACGACGAGAUUAUCGUUGAAGAUGGUUACAAUCUCAUCCUUAACCCAGAAAAUAUACGAAUAUUCCACCAGCUGGGGCUAUUCAAAAAGGUGCGCCAAGAUGCAUGCGCCCUCACCACCAAAACAACAUACACACGUGCUGGCUUCCUACACGAAAGCAAUUUGUUCCAUUACAUAAAUGAUGCACACGGUAUGCAUGCAUACUGCUUUCAAAGCGAGAUCUUACUGGAGAUUCUCAACAGAGCUCUGCGGCCCAGCGAGGACAAAAUUCUCGUUUCCAAGACGAUUGCUGAUAUUAAAUGCUCAUCAGAUGAUGUAUCUGUGAUGUGUAUGGAUGGCUCGAUAUAUACUGGCUCUAUCGUCAUUGGCAUCGAUGGCAGCCGCGGCAAGACGCGCCGAAUAAUGCGAGAAAUGGCUUUACGCGACAACGACGUCGAUCGCAAAAUUUGGGAGGCUGAGGGACAAUUUCCAGCACAUUUCAAGUACAUGUCCAUGAAUCUUACGCGCUGCAGCCACAGAGGUACUGUAUCGGAAACACACAGCAAAAACUUGAGUUUAAUGUAUGUGUCCGAGUACGACAAAGCGACUAUCCAUAUCUGCGAAAAGCUGGACAAACCUUCAUUCGAGCAUGUGGAGUUUACGAGGGAUGAUGAGAGCAAGAUUCUCACCAAAUUCAAGGAGUUCAUUGUCGCAGACGCGUCCAUGAUUAUGGACAUUGCGAUCAGAAUCACAACAAGCAGCAUGUCACUUCUAGAAGAAGGCGUUGCUAAGAAAUGGAGCUAUAAACGCAUUGUCCUGGUUGGCGAUGCAUGUCAUAAGGUGUCUCCGUUUGGCGGCCUCAAUUUCAACAUGGGUAUACAAGAUGCGGUGGCGCUUGUGAAUAGCUUGCGCAAAGCUACUGAUGAGAGCGAUACAGACGAGCCCACAGCAGAAGCCAUUGCUGCAGCAUUUAAAGAGUACUAUAACAGUAGGGCCUCCAGUGUAGCUAGGGACUGCAAGAUAUCGGGUGCGUUGCUCCGCGUGAGUGCUUGGAUGAACUGGUUUGCUUGGUUUAUGUCUGUGUAUGUGUUUACGAGCUGGUUCUGGGAGGUACUUGUUCUGAAGCAUAUACUGCCGCGCAGGGGCAAAUCUGGCCUAGUAUUGAAACAUGUCUCUGCGGGAGAAAAGCUCUAUGGUUCGGUUCCGUGGGAUAACAAGAUGACAGAAUGACGCCCCGACAGUACGUUUCCUACAGGAUAACCGUUGAGAUGAACUGGCUUGAUAGAGUAACUGUUGUACAAUAGAUAAUUAUAUAGACAUUUAAUGGGUAAUUGUUUUUUUGUU